AUGGAGAGCGCGCCUCCCGAUAGCUGCGCCGCGAAAGAGUCCAGCCCGGCAGAGGCGGCACGAGAUGCCUCUCUGUCGCCUGCGCGUCCGUCCGCUGACGAGGUGACGGCGCCACCGCCAAGCGCGGCGGAGGUGGUGUUGAGGGCGCAGGACGCGCUGGAGGACAUGAUCGUCUACCGCUCGGCGGUCCCGCCCGCCAACCUCGGCCCUAUCGGCGAGCUGGCCGGCACCGGGACGUCGAGGGGCAGUGGUGGUGCUGCGGCGCUCCCCGCUGCCGCACUACCUGCUGCCGCGCUAGCUGCAGAAAAGGAGGCGGGAGGCGCUUUGGCAGACAGUUUUGCAGUGGCGUCGGCAUCCUCCGCAGAGGCUCCUCCGGGGUCGAGCCUUCCGCGCGUGCGACUGACGCGCUCCAAGGCGGCGCGGCGCGAGCCGACCCUGCGAGACAUCGACGAGGCCUACCAGACGCUGCGGGCGGCCGCACGCCGCGCGAGCGCAAAGCUGCAGCAGAAGGUCGCUUUCACGGUCGAGGCGGUGGCGUGGGCGCUCGGGCCUCACAGCGCGGGUGCCGCGGGUAUCGGCGAGGCAGCGUCAUCGUGCGCAGCCGACCGGAGGCGCGAGCCCGGCCUGCCGGCCGUCAAGGAGCGCGCCGUCGUCGACUCUGCGUUUGGCGUCCACGCCGACUGCCCGCCCCGCCGCAAGCGCCCGCCGAUCGGCGAGAUGGCGGCGCCCCCGCCCGUGCUCGGCUUCUCGCUCCGCACGACCCACAUGCUGCUGGCCGAGGUGUACGCGCACGUGCAAGGCCGCCGCACGGCGUCCAUCGACUGGGAGGAGGUCGCAACCCGGCUGGCGGCGCGCGCGGAGGUUCUUCCGGGCGCGGCCGGGCCAAUGCCAGGCGCGGCGGAUGCGCACAGGCUGCCGCACUGCACGCGGCCCGCGAUGCCGGACUCGCUGGACACGGUCGGCCUUUCCGACGCGUCCGAUUUGGAGGGGGAGGAUGAUCCUCCUCCGCCGCACGCGCCAUACCUUGCGCACCACCACGCCGCCGGCGGCUGGUCCUCGGUUGGGUGGCCGUCGGGCGAGGGGCGAGCGCCGCUGCAACUCGAGGGCGUCCUCGCGCCUCUCCGCCCGGCGCCACCGGCGCGGAUCGACUACCCGCCCCGCGCAUGGAGCGAUGCCGACGACCGCAAGAUGGUUGAGACUCGGCGCGUCGCCGAGGAGGAGUUGCCGUCGGAGCUGAGGGCGCACGCGCCUUCCCUCGCCGUCUACCGCGCGGCUGUCAAGCUCAAGAAGGACAAGGCGGAGGCCGAGGGAGAGGUGCACGGGGGUGGCGACCUGUACUGCUUCCCUCCGGGCAUCUCGACCAAGGGCAAGAGCGAGAAGGUUGUCCGCUCGCUCGUCAUGCUGCGGGAGGUGCUGCUGCAGCAGAUUGACGGCGAGCGCACGGGCACCGUCUGGCAGGCCCCCAAGCGCGGCGAGCUGGUCGAGGUCGAGGUGGAGGACUAUUUGCCCGUGGCGCCGCCGCCGCCGCCCACCGACCCUCCGCCCGCGGGGGGCUCGCCCUUCGACGACCUUCUGGACCGGACGGCCGAGGGCGUCUUCACCUGGGCAGACGGCAACCGCUACCAGCGGCGGGUGGAGUGGCGGCUGGCCGAGGUGCGCCAGACGUGGGCCGACGGCAAGUUCCAGGCGUGCGUGUGCGACCACGACGGCUACCUCGACGAGAGCUUCGUCGAGGUGUACAGCCGCGCCGACGAGGGCAAGGAGUGGAGGCGGCGCGCGGCGGACGCGCCCGGCACUGUCCUCUCGCGGGGCGGCGGAGGGGGCGGGAGGGGCCGCGGCGGCGGGCGCGGCGGGCGCGGCAAGAAGCGGCGCAGGCAAGACAAGUGGUGACUGGUGCUGGGCUGGCGCAUGGCGGGCUGCGUGAGGGGCCGAUGGCCUGCGGGACUGGCGCGUGGCGGUCUCUCGACUGGCGCGACACACUGGCUCGGAGCCGGCCAGAGAUCCGUGGCAACGGCCAUCGCGACGUCCGCUGAGUGGAAGGUGGAAUGGAACCCCAUGAACCAUGUGUCUGUCUCUCCAUGUU
Molecule: messenger RNA, 2083 nt
Organism: Emiliania huxleyi CCMP1516
Lineage: Eukaryota; Haptophyta; Isochrysidales; Noelaerhabdaceae
Exons: 11
Coding region: 1-1890 (629 amino acids)
Source: RefSeq, a predicted model, not a curated record